Molecule: messenger RNA, 1885 nt
Organism: Brassica napus (rape)
Lineage: Eukaryota; Viridiplantae; Streptophyta; Magnoliopsida; Brassicales; Brassicaceae
Product: heat stress transcription factor A-1b
Exons: 3
Coding region: 190-1518 (442 amino acids)
Biological process (GO): regulation of transcription by RNA polymerase II
Cellular component (GO): nucleus
Molecular function (GO): DNA-binding transcription factor activity; RNA polymerase II cis-regulatory region sequence-specific DNA binding
Source: RefSeq, a predicted model, not a curated record
AGCUAAUAAAUCAAACCGAACCAUGACUGCUUCCUCGAUGAGUCUUUUCUCUCUCCCUCAGCUUGAAAGAUCAAAGGUUGAGUCUUUCUCUCUUGCGAGUCUCUCUGUAUGUGUGUUGAGCUCGUGAAUCAAUCUUAGCCAUCUCAAUCCAUCGCCUGCUUUAGUGGAGUAGCUAUUGCUUUUUCCUUUAUGGAAUCGGUUCAAUCCGCACCGUCAGCGAACUCAAACUCGCCGUCUAUCCCUCCGCCGGUGAGCUCAGUGCCACCGUUUCUGAGCAAAACCUACGACAUGGUUGAUGACCCUUCGACCAAUGAGGUCGUGUCCUGGAGCAGCGGGAACAACAGCUUCGUCGUCUGGAACGUCCCUGAGUUCUCCAAAGUGCUCUUGCCUAAGCAUUUCAAGCACAAUAAUUUCUCCAGCUUCGUUAGGCAGUUAAAUACAUACGGAUUCAGAAAAGUUGAUCCAGAUCAAUGGGAAUUUGCAAAUGAAGGGUUUUUAAGAGGCCAAAAGCAACUACUAAAGGGCAUUGUAAGGAGAAAGCCUCAGAAUCAGCAACAAACUCAAGUUCAGAACUCAUCUGUUAGCGCUUGUGUGGAGGUGGGGAAGUUUGGAAUAGAAGAAGAAGUGGAAAGACUCAAGCGUGACAAGAACGUGCUUAUGCAAGAGCUUGUGAGGCUGAGGCAGCAGCAACAAGCUACGGAACACCAGCUGCAGAACGUGGGACAGAAAGUUCAGGUGAUGGAGCAGAGGCAACAACAGACGAUGUCGUUUCUGGCAAAGGCGGUUCAGAGUCCGGGAUUCUUGAACCAGUUGGUGCAGCAGAAUAGUGAUGGCAACAAGCAUAUUCAGGGAAGCAACAAAAAGAGGAGACUUCCUGGAGAUGAAGAGGAGAGUUGUGGAGAGCUUAACCGUCAGAUUGUUAAGUACCAGCCGUCUAUAAACGAAGCAGCACAAACUAUGCUUAGACAGGUCUUGAAUAGAAGUAGCUCACCGGUUUCAAACAAUCCUGAGAGUUUCCUCUUGAGUGAUGCUCCCAGUUCUAACUCUCCCAACUCAGCUCACUCAGCAAUGAAUCAAGUACACGAGGCAGGUUUGGUGGAUCAUUCUCAAGCUGGUCCAAGUCCAAGCCAAGGAGUAGCAGCAGCUGCAGCUUCUUGGAACCCUGAAUCUGAGUUAGUUGGACUGGAGACAGGUGAUGGAGUGUGUUUCGAUCCAAUAAUGGCUGCUUUAGGUGGCUCGCUGGAAAUAGAAAGCGAUGAAGUUUCUCCUGUAGGUGAGGGAGAGAUGACUGAGAUAGAGAACGAGGUCCCUAAGCUGCCAGGAGUCCAAGAUUCAUUCUGGGAACAGUUCUUUGCUGAUGAAACCGCGGUGAUUGGUGAGGGAGACGUCAUUAUUUCAGAAGCAGUGGAGAACUGUGAGAUGGUAAUGGAGCAAGAACCGAAGGAGUGGAAGCAACAAGAAAUGAACCAUCUUACUGAACAAAUGGAACUUCUUUCUUCAGAAGCACAGAGGAAAUGAAGAUUGAAGCUUGGAGUUUUGAUGCUCAGACCAAUACAACGAUGAUGACAAUGAGCAGAACAAUCCCAAAAAUGAGAAUAAGAAGGCAUGUCUGCAACAAGCCAACAAAAGUAAAAACAUACGAAACUUAGCUCUAGCUGCUAAGAAUAACAGAAUCACAGAACUGAAAAUUUAAAAGAGUUACUUAGAGUGUACCAAAGAUGAGUUUGCUCUUUGAGUUUUAGAUGCUUUUCUGAGUUGAAUUGUGGCCUGUGCAGUUGCAGCUUGCGAGUUAUCAAUGUUAGAGCUGAUGUCAUCUGCCAAGACAGACAUUAUAGGUGUUUCUUAGAUUUUAAAGAGGCAAAUGAGACUGGAAAGUUUACAUUUA